CACACACAGACACACACACACACGCGGCACUGCGCUCGGGACCGGUUUUUCUGCUGGCCGUAAAAAGAGGAGGCGCAAGUGACGGGUUCUCUUCAGUUACGAACCAGCCGGGUAGCCGUCACCAUCAGUUCUCGCUCUCGCUCUCGCUCUCCCUGUCUUUUCUUUAUCUUAUUCUAUCCGUCUCCAUCUAUCUCUCUGUCUCUUUUAUAUCUAUUCCAUCUUAUCCGCCGCUACACACCCUGCGACCGGUUUAUAUUAUCCCGCCGCUUCGUGAAUUUCCUCCAGCUCUCGUUCACUCUUCGUUCGUUAAUUGACUUUUGGGUUGGCUCAUUUAAUCGACCGAAAGAGUCUCUUGGUGACCGGCAAAGAAAAGCAAUUAACCGCUGGUAUACAUUGCGUCGACGGGGGGCGAAAAAAGGAAAAAAAGGAAAAGAGUCAAAAGGUUUUGACAUUGACAUUUCCAGUGAUGUGUGUGUGUUGCUGGAGUUGACGCUCGGCUGAUCAAUUUCUUCACAGCAGAUUUCGGCUCAGAUUUAUUUUGGAUUCAUCCGGACACCUGCUUUUUAAAUAUCUGUUGGGGGAUUUUGCGAGUUUUCUGUUUCAUUACAGACCGCCGACGUGUGUCGAGUGUGUGUGUGUGUGUGUAUCGCUGAAGACGACGCCGGUCGCCUCCGUUUGGCUGCUAACUCUUUUUCACCGCACCGCCGUCGCUCCUUCAGAAUACGCCCCGUCAAUCAAGUCACCUGGAAAACCCAAAAAUGGAGCCGGAAGAGAUGGCCAAGAACGUCGACGCGUGUUACAAGAACAUUUUGGAUAAGUUUAACCCGGGAGCCAGGCAACUGAUCAACGCUGGGAAAUCUUAUCUCAAGUCCUUGCACGGAGCGGCAGCGGCGGCCAAAAUCUAUUUGGAAUCUCUUUCGCGGGUGGCCAAGCAAGCUCAACAGGGAACCUGCGGCGGAACGGCCGACAUUGGCAUUGCCAUGCAGCAGAUGGUCGACGUCCAGCGGGAAAUUCAAAGCCAACAGCUCAACACGCUGAAGGCCUUUUAUGUUGACCUGAUCGUGCCACUGGAAUCCAAUAUUGAGAAGGACACCAAAGUUGUGCAGGCGGACCAUAAGAAAUUCAAUCAACAAUACCGCUGCCAAUAUGACGUCUACAGUAAGGCGAUGUCUCUUGUUAAGAAACACAGCAAAAAGAGCUCGUCAAAAGUGAAUCGAUCGUCGGCCUCGUACGACAAAGAGAUUAAGCAUAUGCAGUCGAUGGACGAAGAAAAAGCUAAACUGGAUGCCUUUUGUGAACAAAGUUUAAAAGAGGCCAUCGCUCAGGAGAGGAAGCGCUACGGUUUCGUGUUGGAGCGCCAGACUUCAUUGUCGAAACACUUUUUAGCUCAUUACGGUAAAGGGGCCGCAUUACUGGAGAAACACCUGGACGGAUGGCAGGAAACGUCCAAAGCCAGAGAGGAAUUGCCGCCCUGUGUUGAAUUCCUCCUGGGUCAACAGAGCGGGGCCAACAGCGAAAAUCUUUACGCCCUGCCGCGGACGCCCGUUUUAACGCUCGAAGACGAGGUGGAUUUCUGUUCUGCCUCUCAGAUGCGUAAAUCUCACUCGAUCGACACUUCGUAUCUCUACGAGGAAGCUCAGUCGACGUUCACGGAAGCGGUCAAUCCGAAAAUAAGCGCCAACCAAGGGCUAGGCGCCGGUAUUGGCGGAGAUAGCCGCCAUAUGGGAGGAGUUGGCGGUGGAGGCACCAAUCUUUGUAAAUCGAAGUCUGAAUUCAAUUUGGCUUUUGCUUCGCCGACCCGAUCAGUCAGGAGCGGCUUUGGAACGACAGCUCGACCCAAAUCUCUGGCGCUACCUGGCAGCACUAAAGGGACCGUCCGUGCUCUGUACGCCUAUCUCUCCAGCGGCGAGCAUCAAAUCAAUUUCCUCGAAGGCGAUUUGAUUCUAUUGCUCGGUGAUGAACCCGUCUCUUUUCACUCCAACGCUAACGGAGAUCGCAAUAAAGGAUGGUAUUACGGCGAAAAUGUGCGGACGGGUAAACGCGGAUGGUUCCCGUUGGCUUACACCGAACAGGUGAAGGACGCCGACGUCGAUUCCGGUCUCGGCUUGCGCUCGCAGUUUGACUCGAGUCUUGUGAGCGCUGGGCCUGUUGUAUUAGCGGCUAAUAACGUAGACGCCGAAUCGACCACGUCCGGCAAUUCCUCGGCUUCCAAUUCCAGCGCUAGCGGCGGUGGUCACAUCACGCAAAUAACGUCCUCGCCUGCGUCCGCAGCGUUGAAAUCCUCCUGCGCUCGUAAUGCUCAAGUCGUCGGCAAGCAGCAGCUGCUGAAUAAUAACGCGACCAACAGUAGACCUAAUAGCCUACUCUUAGGUGGUGAUCGGCCCUUGUUCAAUAAGGUGCCAGGCUUCAGCAAGCUUCGUAAGUCGCGUUCAGCGUUCGCCGAGCGCCUUCUCUUCCCUGCAACAACGCCCUCAGCACCCUGUUGUCCAGCAACGACACCGUCCGCCGCACCACUUCCCUCCGCCGAGCACGACGGCCGCCCCUCCGCCGGCGCCACCCCUGCCUCACCGUCUCCUAUGAGUCACCACUCGACGAUGACGACGAUGACGAUGUUGCCGCUAUCGCAUUCCUCCUCGACGCCCAGAAUGUUUAGCUCCUGCUGCACUCCAAUGAACAACAGCGGCAAUUCCUCCACGUCCGCCGCCCUAGCCAAUAACUUGUCAUCAUCAUCGCCGUCUCAUUCUAAUCACGUCGCCAGCGCCGCCGUCUUCUCCCCGACCAAGAAAGCCCCCGCUCCGCCGCCACGCCUCCAGACGACCCUAGCCCCUCAACCGGCCCAGCACCAGCACCACUCGCUUCUCUUAGGUAUGACCAACGCAGCCGAUCUUAGCCUGCGGAGUAGCAGCGACAGUGGUUUCGCCACCGAACCAGCCUCAGCUGCCGUACAAGAACAACAAGAGCAACAACACCAACCCCCGUCGACUCUGCUGGAACGGCAGCCGCCGCCGCCGCCAGCGCCCGAAGUCGACUACUCAGACGAGGAGAGUCUCAAAUUUCCGCCCAACCUGUCGCGCCAUUGGCUCUUGUACAGCUCAGCGCUGGACGUGAGCCAAAGCAGCAUGUGUAGCGCAUCAUCGGCGGUCGAGUGGACGAGGCAGCCUCAAAGCUGCUCGGGCAACAGCGUCGGCAGCGAUGGCCAGCUGAAAAAAGCAACUGGCGUUGGCCGCUCAAACUAUAACAACCAAGGACUCUCCAUGACGCUCGAUCGACCGACCAAAACACGCCCCAUGCCCAUGUCGGCCGUCGCGGCGACCGUGGCUGCUGCAGCCCGAGGGGGCCAGCAUCAGCGUCCAACAGCGGCGAGCGCUAGUAGUCGCACCAGUAGCGUUAGUAGUAUCUCCACUUCCACUUGUACGUCGUCCCCGUCCGUGAUCCGGACCGGCAAUAAUAAUAAACUUUCCAGCUACCCGCCCGUCUUGGGUUAUUUGGCCACGCUGACUCGCUCAAAGGCGUCCAAGCAGCUGCGUCGGCAUCGCAACAUGGGCGAUCAGCAGUCGGCGACCAACGGCGGUGGCAAAUCGUCUGAGAAAGAAAAUCAGCAGGUAGCCAAUGAUCAGCAGCAGCCAAUGCCGGAUCGUUCGGCCGCCGUUCGUCGACUGUCGGGACUCUUCACCAAGAACUCUUCGCCGUCGUCGUCGUCUUCCAACGGAUCGGCAGGGCAACGGGAUCCUGUGGCGACGGCGACGGUGGGCCCCCUGGGUGGCGGCGGCAGCAGCAUGGCGACUGCCGCCAAAAUCAAAAACAAAUUGUCGGCAGCGCCGGGCAUUCUGAAAACGGCUCUCUUCCGCUCCCGUUCAAAGGAUUCUUUCCUGGAUACUUCGUUAUUCUUCCAGGACGCUCAUCAACAGCCGUCGCCACCGUCGUCCGCUGCUGAGGCGACGCCAUGGCAGCACAAGUCGUCCGUGCCUUGUUACGUCGGUUGGCGACCGCCGAUGCCGUUGCCUAAAAGUUGCCAGGCGACCGACGUCGAUUACCGCCCCCCAUCGGCGAUGAACAGCAACAGCGUCCGACGUCGGGUCACCCGCAGCGAGAGCCGCCGCUCUAAUUUGGGUUGGCGCAAAUACGGCAGCGAGUCGGAUCUCCUGGAUCCGAUGGGAUCCAGCGAAUCCGGAUACAUGGCCAUCGACCCGUUCCUUCCACCAAUGCUACCCUCCUGGCCACCGACGCUGGCCCUUUUGCACCCGUUUUUCCCGGGCCGUCUCGGCGGCGGCUACCACGACGAGCCUUACUCGCGAGCCACCAACUACGCUGGAUCGUCGGGCUCCAUCAUGCCGCACACUUUACCUCGCAAAUUCCAACCGGAUUCCUGGCUUCACUCGUCGUCACCGUCGCUGCGCGUCCAGUUCAACCUGGAUCAAUUAGACGAGGCGCCAAUGUCGCCGGAAGAGUCGUCCAGGAAGUCGAGCGCGGGAGAGGAGCAGCGACAAAUCAAAGCCGAAUUCGAAGAAUACAGUUUGCGCUUGAAACAGCGGCUGCAAUUGGCCAAAUCUGGCAGCUCCCACAGUCUGGAUCAUCUGUCGGAUGCGGCCAGCGAUGGACAGGCCUGCGAACCCUGGUACGACCUCUGGGCUCCUGAAAUUUCCGUCCGGCUCUGUGAAAUUGCUCAAUUGUAAGUGCUCGGUUGGUCCGUUUUUUUUUUUUUUUUUUAAAUUGUGGCCUUGGCGGAGAGACAGGAAACGCUUACAGGUGGAGAAGCUAAUUCCCAAAAUGUUUGACUUUUUGUAAAAAAAAAAAAAAAAAAUCUAUUGCCUUCAUUUUGUGGUGAGUUUCUUCUUUGAAUUGUUGGAUAUAUAAAACAUACUUAGCUGUUUAUGCAGCAACCGGAAUUAGGCUAUUGGACCGCAAAAAUGCAGAUAAUAUUUAAGGGGGCGGGGCUGAUGCAAUGUAAAUAACUAAGGGACUGGCUAUGUAGAGGAGUAAUACCUUAAGGAUUUUCACCCGUUUUCUUUCCUUUCCUUUCCCAGCAUCGUCAACUUUGCUAUAUAUACAUAGAUAAUCAUUCUUUUUGCUUUCAUUAUUUGUCUGUUGAGAACUCUUUUGUUGUCUUCACUAAAUACUUGAUUACCUAAUGGACUGAGCCCGGUUCCCUAUUGGCUAAGAUAAUUGAACUUUGUUAACACGCCCCGAUCCGGGAUGAACAUGACUUUUCCGCUGCAUACCUUAUAUAAUACAUCUUAUUACAUAUUACAUUAGGUCGUAUUUGCUGCGGUUGUAUGUGCUAGUUCGGUACGAAAGGGGGAAAAGUAAUUACAAUAAAUACUGCUGUGUCAUAUACCGUACUGUAGCUAUAGAGCGAUGAGAAAUGGUUGCUGUGUCUGGGUUGUUACGAAUUCAAGUUCCAUGUCAUAUAUACACAGCAAUUAUAUGAUACACACUGCAUAACAUGUUACUAAUCCAAUUUUACCUACAAAGAAAAAAAAUGUGAACUUUUUCCUUCUAUUAGUUUGAUCAGAGUUUGAUUUCUUAAAAACUCCCCCGCCUGUACUGACAUGCGUGAAACAUCCGGAGCAAGAGCGCAAGUUGUAGUCCUUGGUUCCUACACAUAAACUAUAUUUCCCUUUUCCUCAUAACCCAUCAUGUAAUCUGGAAAAAAAAAGAAAACAUUUCGAUGAUUUUGGGCCAUUAAAAAAAAAAUAAAAUAAAAUAAAAUAAUUUCGAAAAAUGUGUGUUGAUUUCUUUUCUCUCGUGAGACAAUUUAUUUUUUGAGACUCGGGAAUUUGUUGGGCAACAACCGAAAUGAACAACACGAUUUCCAGUUUCCCGUCCAUUUUGCCAUCGCCGAAUAUUUUUGCGUAAUAAUAUAUGAUUGUAAUAAUAAGGAUAAAUACCGGAUAUAAAAUGGAAGGAACAAGGGAGGGGGGACGGGGAUACCGAGAGAGAGAGAGAGAGAGAGAGAAAGAGAAGAGGUACACAAUCAACUAAUUGACUAUAGCAAACACACACACACACACCCACACACACGCCCACACCAAAAAACGGAGGGGGUUAGAGAGAGACACAACAAAAUUGUAUUUCAACAGUAAAAGAUAUAAAUUGACAUGCAUCAUCAUCAGAGCGCAUGAAUGUAAGUAAUCGACGGUCCAUCAUAUCUUUCCUCAUCUCAUCGUGUAACGCGCCCAGCAACGAAACUGAAUACACUUUUCAACAUGUCAUCAACAAAAUUAUCGUCGUUAGAAUGACCUCCCGCCCUCGCAAUUUGUUUUGUUUUGUUUGUUUUUUUAUUUUUUUUUAUUUUUUUUUUAUUCAUAUUUUUGGGUUUGAAUUUUUACCUUUUAAAAAUUAAAUUAGAAAAAUGAUUCAGAUUGAUUAUACACGUACGUAGAUAUAACGUAUACGGAAGAUUCGUCUGUUGACAGUGGUUUUGGCUGAUUGGUUUAAAAAACAUUAUUGAUUGUCGUUUUCGUAUAUAAUUAUCGGAUUUCAGUGUAUAUAUGUGUGUGUGAUCGAAAUCAGUGAUUAUAUAACGAUUAAAUUUGAGUCUAUCAAAAGAAAUGGCGAAAAAUCCGUGAUGGAUUAUCCGGGCCCUACGUUUGGUAGGCUAUAUUUUUUUUUUUACUACAAUGAGUAUAGAAGGAGGAAGCGGAAGGGAAGAGAGGGAGACUUCUUUGAUGUUCCGCUGCGUGUCUACGGUCUGAUAUCGAUCAUAUUGUGACUAUAAUACUUUGACAGGUGGGUGGGAUUGUGUGGGCGGGCGUGUGGUGUAUGUGGAGGCGACACGCGUAUAAUGCGAUACAAUCUCGUGUCGGGUUAUUAAAAAAGAAAUCUUAGGAAAGAAGAAGAAGAAGAAGAAGAAGUAAAGAAAAAAAAACACUAUAAGAAAUAAGAGAAGAGAGAGAAAGAUACCGGGUGGGUGGCAAAGGUUUAGAUUGGAUGGACAUGUUCUAUAUUAUAUAUAUAAAAGGAAGUUUUUGGGAUGCCCUUGAUGGGAAUUGGAAAACGAUUGAUCGUUUUGGCCUUCGAUAUGACCACGCUCGGGUCGGCCGUUCUCUCCCCCCCAUGUCUUCUGCGUAUACAGCCGCGCACACAGUGUCUAUCAAAUAGAUUCUCUCCGGUCCAGCACCCAGCAGUCCACAGCGAACCCAACAGUUUUGUCUGGCCUACUAUAUAAAGGAGGUAAUACAUGUGAGAGAUAUUGUCAGGGGGAUCAGUCUAUGACACAAGGAGGAGAGACGGAGUGUGGGAGGGAGGCCGGGGGUUGGAUCCUAUACAAAAGUAAAUAUGGAAUCGUAUGGAAUCGCAGGAAGAAGACGUUGAGGAAGACGACGGGACAAAGCAGCAAAUAGCAAUAAGAGAUUUAAGAGAGUGAGCGAGCGAGAAAAUGACAGGAAAGAAGACAGAGAGAGAGAGAGAGAGAGAGAGAGAAAAGAGCGACAAGGAGCCGGGGCAGGAAUGCAAUAGUCAUAUAUAUUUAUUUAUCAAGGAGGAACAAGAAGAGUGGAGGACGAG
Molecule: messenger RNA, 7506 nt
Organism: Daphnia pulex (common water flea)
Lineage: Eukaryota; Metazoa; Arthropoda; Branchiopoda; Diplostraca; Daphniidae
Gene: IRSp53
Exons: 14
Coding region: 759-4673 (1304 amino acids)
Biological process (GO): actin crosslink formation; plasma membrane organization; actin filament bundle assembly
Cellular component (GO): nucleoplasm; cytosol
Molecular function (GO): protein binding
Source: RefSeq, a predicted model, not a curated record